CCCGAGCUGGUGAUGUGUCCAACGUCACAUGUUCCAACUCAGCGCGAGAGCCGCGGGUGAGGUUGUAACGGCUGCGUCACGAGCAGGAGGAGUGAUUCGCGCUUCGGUGAAAACCCUCCGCAGCUCGAGAGAGGCAGGAGCCUGUGGGAGGGAGUCGGACGAGCCGGAGAAACACAAGCGAGAGGACGGCGUUAACGAAACCGCGUUCAUUUAUUAGAAAUACAGCGAGCCCGUUGAAAAGCGAGUGCUUAGAGGUCUUCCUAACUGUUUAAAACCCCACACGAAGGGGUUCACCAAGCCAGCGAGGAUGUUCGUUUCUGUGGGAAGAUGAUGAAAGAGGUUUUGUUGGUGUGCCUGAUUCUCUCGGUCUUGUGCUGGUACACCAGUCGACAUGUGUGUUGUUCGGAAGAGGGCUCUACAGCCUCAGCACAGUUUGCACAGGAUAGCGGACCCCAGGCAAAACAUGAGGAGAACAUUGACUCAAAGGGUGCAGAUGAUGGGUCCACAGAGAUCCAGUCAUCCUAUGACGUUGGAUUGAGAGCAGAACAAUCUUUGCAAAUACACACUUUAGCAGAAGACUGCACAAAAGAUGAAGGGCAGGAGCAGAAUGUGAAAGCAGAUGAGCCACAACCAGAGCCAGAGCCUGCUUCUUUAUCUGAAUCUGUGACUGAGGCAGAGCCUGCUUCUUUAUCUGGAUCUGUGACUGAGGCAGAGCAUGCUUCUUUAUCUGAAUCUGUGACUGAGGCAGAGCAUGCUUCUUUAUCUGAAUCUGUGACUGAGCCAGAGCCAGAACCUACAGCCAGUCUGUAUGAAGCUACUUCUAGUGCUUCCUCUACAACUGAUAACAUUUCCAGCACACCUACCUCGGAGAUCCCUCCUGUUACUCAGCCAAGUGCAAUAGAGAAUUCCAGUGCCGAUACCCUUGUAGGCAGCUCUAAUGAAGCUGAGCAGUCAGCUGCUGACUGUGAGGCUGGAGGGACCCCUGUGGCGGCCCCUCAUAGCGAGCCCCCCUCCUUUGGCAGGCUACCCACCAGCAGCCUCUCGGAAGAGCUUGUGGAGAACAUCUCCAGCCCUCCUGCCAGGGAAAGGGGGACCAAGACAGACCUGGACCCGAAACUCACGAGAGUGGGCAAGGAGACGAGCAGGGACCACAGCUCUAACACUUCUCACGAAAUCAAGAACGUGGACCCUCGUAAAGUUGGCGAGAUAGACCCCACUGCUGUCCAGCCCAGCAAAGACCCAGAGGAUAUUCCCACGUUUGACGAGUGGAAGAAGAAAGUUCUGGAGGUGGAAAAGGAAAAGAGUCAGUCCAUGCACCCCUCCUCCAAUGGGAGCCCACACAUUGUAAAGAAAGUACAGAAGAACUUCAAUAACUACGCCUCUGUGGAGUGUGGGGCCAAAAUCCUAGCAGCCAACACAGAAGCAAAGAGCACUUCAGCUAUAUUGAUGGAAAACAUGGACCUGUAUAUGUUAAACCCCUGCAGCACUAAGAUAUGGUUUGUAAUUGAACUCUGUGAGCCGAUUCAAGUGAAGCAGCUGGACAUCGCAAACUUCGAGCUGUUUUCAUCCACUCCAAAGGACUUCCUCGUCUCCAUCAGUGACCGGUACCCAACCAAUAAAUGGGUUAAACUGGGUACUUUCCACGGCCGAGAUGAGAGAACAGUGCAGACUUUUCCACUGGAUGAGCAGCUCUAUGCUAAAUAUGUCAAGAUGUUCAUCAAGUACAUAAAGGUGGAACUGCUCUCCCAUUUUGGAUCUGAACACUUCUGUCCACUUAGCCUCAUUCGGGUGUUUGGGACCAGCAUGGUGGAGGAGUAUGAAGAGAUCGCAGAGUUGCAGUACCCGUCCGAGCGGAUGGAAUAUCUGGAUGAAGAUUAUGAUUACCCUCCAGGCUAUGUGCCACAGGAAGACAAAUCUUCCAAGGACCUGCUUGGCUCCGCCACAAAUGCUAUCUUGAAUAUGGUAAACAUAGCUGCCAAUAUGCUGGGGGCAAAAUCGGAAUUGGAGGCAGCUCAGAGAGAAGGAAACCUAUCUGGUGAAGCCUUGAAUAUGACAGGAACAUCUGAGGCAUCCCAGCCUAUUCCCAUCUCUCCUCCAGUGCUGGAGAGCCCCCCGGUUUCCAGUGAAGACACUGAGGAGGAGGCAGUGCCCACACUGGCCCCCCAGGAGGAGAGCCUGAUCGUGCAGCUGGUGCAGGAGGAGGAGGAGGAACCCAGCCAGUCUACAGUCACUCUCCUGGAGGGAGAGGAAGAGGAGGAAGAGGAGGAGGAGGGGGCUGCAGACAGGCAGGGCUUCUACCAGCUGGACAGCCUCACAUACUGUGGGGAGACCACCAACUUCUCCUGUGUGGCCAGCUUCUCGGAGUACGUGCUCCAGCGGUGCACCGUCGCCGUGGCUAUUCAGCGGCAGCGAUGUGGAGCCGCAGGCCAGCAGGAGCUGGAGCCGGGCUCCUCCACGAAGCACCAAGAGACCCCACUGCCCAUUCCUGAGCAGCAGCAAGAGACCCUGCUGGUCAUCCCUGAGCACAGCGAGACACAGGAGCCUGCUAAAGAGGAGCUGCCACCGCCUAGCGAAUUCCAAUCCAUCCUCGUCGAGCGGGACAUUAAAACUACCCCUACAGUCUCCCAGCAACAGGACGUUCGGCACUCGGAGACCACAGUGGAGCAGACUGCAGAGCCCGUUGAUCUGGAACCCAGCCAGUUCUCCUCUCUGCCUCAGGGUAUCAUCUCUGAUAUCCCCCACGUGAAGGUAACCCCUACAGAGGAGAUACCAGACUCCUGCACUGUAGACCUGCUUGAACAGACCCCACUGCACCUCGAAAACACCCCUGAACCACAGGCUGAGACUGGGAAGAAAAUCGCAGUCAGCAGCACUGCAGAGGAGCCAGCCCCGAGCUCUGAAGCUGAACCCCCCAGCGAGGAGAAGCCCAGUCCCACCCUCGGAGAGCACACGGACACCCCCCAGACCCUCACUAACCCCACAGAAACAGUGCCCCCAAUGGAGCUCGGGGCCUCUGCUGUGAAUACAGAGGCUGUGGUUGGCAAAGGGACCCCAGAAGAGCCGUCUGUCUCGGUGGAGCCUCCUGAACCCCCCGUUAUGCUGGAAGUGAAAGGAGACAAGCAGUCCCCUGAGGACAUCCUCCUCACAGUCCCCUCCUCCAAUGGCCAGCUCCAAAGGACCGCCACUGACUUCUACGCUGAGCUGCAGAACUCCACUGAUCUGGGGUACACCAACGGCAACCAGGUGCACGGCUCCAACCAGAAGGAGUCUGUCUUCAUGAGGCUCAACAACCGCAUCAAGGCUCUGGAGAUGAACAUGUCCCUGAGCAGCCGCUACCUGGAGGAGCUCAGCCAGAGGUAUCGGAAGCAAAUGGAAGAAAUGCAGAGGGCUUUCAACAAGACCGUAAUCAAACUCCAGAACACCUCCAGGAUAGCAGAGGAGCAGGACCAGCGGCAAACAGAAUCUAUCCAGUCGCUGCAGAGCCAGCUGAAAAACAUGACUCAGCUCGUCCUGAACCUGUCUGUCACGGUGGGGCAGCUCCAGAGAGAGGUCUCGGAUCGUCAAAGCUACCUUGUCAUCGCGCUGGUGCUGUGUGUGUGCCUGGGCCUGCUGCUGUGUGUCCAGCGCUGUGGGAGCAGCUCCCCGGCACAGGAGGUCUUCUCUUUACCAGUCCCCAAGAGCAACCACUACCCCAGCCCCAAGAGGUGCUUUUCUUCAUACGAUGACAUGAGCCUCAAGAGGAGGAUAUCUUGCCCCCUUGUUCGUUCCAAGUCAUUCCAGUUACCUGCUUCAGAAGUAGGUCCUGAUGACUUGUACAUUGUAGAACCUCUAAGGUUUUCACCAGAAAAUAAAAAGAAAAAACGUUGCAAAAUGAAGGUGGAUACUCUGAAGCCCUCCGUCCCCGCACCGCCAGUAGCUAACGGAGGAGUGAAGAGCAACGGCCCUCUGCAGAGCCACAGCGCCUUCCUGCCGUCAGGGGAGGUGUGUACAUCCUCCUACAAGGGCCCCCCCUCCGAGGGCAGCUCCGAGGGCUCCUCGCACUCCGAAGAGUCCUACUUCUGCGGCAUCUCCUCCUGCACUCGCCUCUGCAACGACCAGCCGCCACCCAAGACCAAGACCGAGAAGAGAGCCUUCAAGCGCCGGCGCUCCAAGAUGGACCCGGGGAAGUACAUGGCAGGGCUGAUACAGACUAAAACAGGGUCCGUGCCCAGCAUGCAGGACUUCAUGAAGGGAAACAAGGAGAUGAGCGUGGGGACGUUCGGGGUCACAGCCGUGUCGGGGCAUGUCUGAGACCCGUCUAAACAAACACUCCUCCUCCCCAUGGGGCAGGGCCAUGCUUUACUCCCCACUGAUCUGUUCAUGCAGAAGUGGCUGGGGGUGGAAACACAGAGACGCUGUUCCUGCCUGUGUUUACGUUGAAUUCAGACUCUUGGGAGGUGCACCCAGUGUUUACUGGGAGUGGGGGGCAGGGAGUGGAACCCUGUUUGUUAGUGGGAACCCCCCCAACCCAACCCCCCCACUCCCCCCACCCCCCUUCUCUCAGAGUUCGUUCCCUUGUUCUCACACCUUUCCUUGUUUAUGUGCCUUUUGUCUAUUUAGAAACAAAAAACCUUUCUUGUACAGAGAGCAAAACAUGUACAUUUAGGGGUUAGCAGUUUAUGCUAGAAGAGUUUUUAUACCAGACUAGCGGCUUUCACUGUCGAGCUCCGCGGGUAGCGUUCCAUCAUCUCCCUGGUUUUACUGAAGGAGGGAAGGCAGUUUGUGUGCUCCAGGGUGUGUUCCGGAGCCCUCCUGUUUGCAGUGCUGCUAGGAUAUCAGAUGUGGCUAGCUGUGACACAGUGUUGUGCUGCAGCAGUCCAAGCAAUUUGCUUUUCGUAGUUCUUGUUCAGUUUACUGUUUUUGUUCAGUGUUUUGAAUUUGUUUGGUUUGAAUGGUAUAACACUACACAGCACAGUCAGCUGUGGGACCAGGUGGCUGUCGCUGCAUGUGGAAAUCCCCAGGUAUCUAAAGCAGCCCGCACACCGAAGGAUUGACUGAAUUCAUUGCAAUUCAUCUGGAUUACAGCCAGGUUCGUGAGUUGUUUUUUUUUUUUAACUGGAAUCCAUGUCAGUGUUUCAGUAAUAUUGUCAGCUGGUACUUCUUCCCUUUGUACCUAGUUUCCUCCCCAAGCCAGUGCUAGUUUCGAAGUCUGAGGGGUUACUUAAACCUGUUGCAAUAAUUACUGAAGACCAAACUGCAGUCAGAAAUGACUGUUGGAAAUUCAUGAGCUGAAAUGUAUUUUGUGAUUUGGUGGGGAACGUGUUUUAUUUGUGACGUGUGCACGUCCUGUGGACUAGUUUUUCCAGCUGCUCUUUCAGGACACCUACAGUCCCAGUCAUCAUGUUGAAGCUGUGUGGUAGAGCCUGCUGCUGGGAGCCACAGAGUAUCCCUCUGCUGCUAAUCUAUUUAUUUAUUUAUGUGUUAAAGUACUUUUAAACAGAUAAUAUACACCCCUACAUUUAAUGAGUGGCAAGGUUUCUAAAGGGAGGCUUGUUCCCCUUGCAUUGUGUUGUCCUGGAGUCGGUGCUGUGUGAAUCAGUUUGAAACCGUAAAUGCAGGGGUUCACCUGUCACUGCUCAGUGAUGGGUGUCUCCCUGGGAGAGCCUGAGAGACAGCAGAGCUAUUGCGGUUCAGUCUGGGGCUCCUGAUCAGCGAUGUUUGUAAAGAACUGCCCCGAAGUACAAGAAGGUUCAAUUGUAAGUUUUCCCCCAAAGGCUGCCCUAGUUUCUAAUCAGGGGUCACUCCCUGAGCAGGGGAGAGUUUAAAUCUGGAGAGGAGCUGUGAACGACAUCUGGACAGCUGAAUCACACAGCACUACAGACAGGGCUCCACGCGCAGCACUGCUGCAGGCUGGCCGGCCCUACAGACAGGGCUCCACGCGCAGCACUGCUGCAGGCUGGACGGCGCUACAGACAGGGCUCCACGGGCAGCAGUGUUACCAGACUUUUAUUUGUAUUUAUUUAUUUAUUUGAUCUUUGUUCCCUCUUUCUAAAAUUGGGGCUUAAGAGGCCAUUCAGAGUGGGUUUACAAUACAAGGAGUAUCGACUGGUAUUCCAGCUAAUGAACCAAGCAGAGACAAGUGAGCUUUUUAUUUCAGUACGGUACAUCUACACCCUGCGGGGUUAGACUCGGAAAAUACAUUGUGAACACAGUAAGCUGGAGUAAGUGUGUGUGACGCAGAGAGAGGGUGGGUGUGUGUGACGCAGAGAGAGGGUGGGUGUGUGUGACGCAGAGAGAGGGUGGGUGUGUGUGUGUGUGACGCAGAGAGGGUGUGUGUGUGUGUGCCGCAGAGAGAGGGUGUGUGUGUGUGUGCCGCAGAGAGAGGGUGUGUGUGUGUGACGCAGAGAGAGGGUGUGUGUGUGUGUGACGCAGAGAGAGGGUGUGUGUGUGUGUGACGCAGAGAGAGGGUGUGUGUGUGUGUGACGCAGAGAGAGGGUGUGUGUGUGUGUGACGCAGAGAGAGGGUGUGUGUGUGUGUGACGCAGAGAGAGGGUGUGUGUGUGUGACGCAGAGAGAGGGUGUGUGUGUGUGACGCAGAGAGAGGGGGUGUGUGUGUGACGCAGAGAGAGGGGGUGUGUGUGUGACGCAGAGAGAGGGGGUGUGUGUGUGUGUGUGACGCACAGAGAGGGUGUGUGUGUGUGACGCAGAGAGAGGGUGUGUGUGUGUGUGCGACAGAGAGGGUGUGUGCUGUGCAGUCCUGAAUGUUUUAUAAAUUGAAUGUGCUGAAGCGGCUGUGGGAGUUGAUGGGUUUGUUUCGUGUAGAGAAUAUAAAAGAUUAUGCGCUUGUUAAGUUUAAGUUCUUGUUCAGUGCACUUUUGUAACUUGUGAUGCCUUUCUGUUUUCUGCUAUACCUUGUAUGUAAAGUGACUUACUGCUUUGCCAGGUUUUGUCUUGAGCCUCAGUCUGAUGGGAUGGGGGGGGGUCUUUCUCUCCAGGCCAGUUUGUUUCUGUUGUCUGAGGUUUUGCUGCACAGUAUUGUGGAACAGGAGUGAAAUGGAACUACAGAGAUGUAGUGCUGUUAAACUGUGAAUUUCUAAAUAAAACUGAACACUUCAUUGUCUACGA
This is a messenger RNA of Acipenser ruthenus (sterlet), 7103 nucleotides long. Its product is annotated as SUN domain-containing ossification factor. The record is from RefSeq and is a predicted model, not a curated record. Bases 328 to 4290 code for a protein of 1320 amino acids. Gene Ontology annotation, biological process: protein folding in endoplasmic reticulum; regulation of bone remodeling. Lineage: Eukaryota; Metazoa; Chordata; Actinopteri; Acipenseriformes; Acipenseridae. Gene Ontology annotation, cellular component: membrane; cytoplasm. The transcript is spliced from 24 exons.